AUGAUAAUCAGUAAUGUUUAACAGUGUAAAGAAGGUCAUGUUCACUUAUACACACCAUGCAGGGGACAGACAUCAGGGUAGAGGUAACUGCACCUCACAUGUCUUUGCGCCAUAAGCAAAGCUUUCUAUCUCUGAGGGGGCGUGUCCUGAGGUUUUAAUAAAAUCAAACUCCUCAGUUCAAGCUGACAGUUCUUGAACCAACCAAAAUCUCUCUGUGGCACAAGAGUCCCAGAGGAUAGGGUCGGCCGCCUGAAGCCUCCACUAAGCUGUUCUGUCAUGCAGAUAUAAUUGCUCCAACAAACGCCAUCUGCAACCAGCUGGCGCAAACUCCUUCAGAGUUAAUUUAAGACGCAAACUCCACCUGUGUGCCUGCGGCAACUCUUGGACCAGAGACUCGGUACCACUCGGGUCUUCCCUACCGGACCGAGUACCCAGAGGCUGACAACAUCCUCCCUUGACCUCCGGAUCCACACAGAGGGUCAUCUGAACGGUGAGGUAGAACACAGAUUGCGUCCGUAUGCCUGUUUCUUUAAGAGAUAACUUAGCUCAGCUGCAAAUCAACUCUUCCACCCAGAACACGUUUUCUCUCUGAAAGAAACCUUCUGAGAUUCCAUUCACACAUCCAAACACACACAUUACAUUUUAGUCCUCAUCGAGACACAAGUUGCUUUUAAUACCAAGUUUUAAUAUCAAAGCUGUAUAAAUUGUCAUUCAUAAAUUGUCAUCUUUAAAUUGUUAGUAAUAAAUUCUUAACUUUCUAAACCUGACUCUUCUUUGAAAUGAAACACAGAAAGGUGCAUAUUUGGUUAUUGAAUGAGCAACGAUUCCUUUUAAAUAUUCUGAUUUAAUAAAUAAACUUUUGCUAUUAAUUAAAAUUUCUUAAAUUGAAUAUUAAUCUUUGGAUUAAAUGUAGACCAAGCCAGUUGGUGUAUGAACUUCUAUCGAUUGUAUAAAUAUCCUGGAUACUUAAACAUGAUAUAAGUUUCAUUUGCUAAUUUGUUUGAUCUUUCUCAGGAUUUAGCCAAGCUGAUAGCAAACAGCGUUAAAUCCUAGUAUGUAGAUUAUCUACGCCACAUCUGUUUCCAGAAAACAAAUCAGCAGUUAUUCUCUCACUUUACCAGAACACAAGACUUUAUCUGUUGCCAACUGCUGACAUGAUCACACAGACAUUUUACCAAUAACCCCUUCCUCAAAGAUUCUCGGUUUUCUGGGGGCUCGUCCGGGAUCGCUUUCUGUGUGUACAGACCUGGGGCACUGCUGGCUCAGGGGUUAUGAGUUCACCCUGUAAAUGGUGGGCUAGCAGGUUCAAACCCAGGCUCCCAACGUGUCCUUGGGCAAGACACUACACCCUCCUUGCCAGCUAAUGGUCUGAGGGAUGGGCGGCGCCUGUGUACAGCAGCCUAGCCUCCGCCAGUGUGUCCCAGGGCUGUGGCUAAAAUAGCUCAUCACCACCAGUGUGUGAAUGGGUGAAUGACUCGCUGUAGUGUAAAGCGCGUUGGAGCCCUCUGACUCAGAAAGGUGCUGUACAAGUCCAGGUCAUUUGUCAUUUACCUUUAGAAUGAAUCUUUUGAAAAGCUCCUAUAACAGCUAUAACAAGACCUGGAACCGUCCAGAAAUCUUUUUUCUUUGAUGCUAAUGGAAAAUGUUUUUGGCUCUUUUCCUGUAAAUUUUAACUUGUUUACAACAGUUUUAGAUGCUCAGCUGAAACAGGAAGAGACCUGCUGUGUCUCGGUGAGAUUACCUGUUUAAAUCAAAUGCUUCCACAUUAACUUGGUUAAUAACUGUUAACAUCGUUCUAGACGAGAGCUGGAAACAGUCGUUCAUGCAUGUAUUACUCGAGGAUUGGAUCAUUGCAGCUCUGCUUUACUUUGGGUUUACCAGAGAAUGGAAUCUCGUCUUCAGCCGGUUCAAAAUGUUGCCGGAAGCUUUUAAAUCAGACAAAUGUGAUCAUGUCAUCCUGGUCUCGGACACGUUUAUUUGGUUAUCUGUUUCUUGUUUCUUUUAGGAAUCCUUUUAAACUUCCAUUGUUUGUUUUUAAACGACUGAAUGGCCUAGCACCUGUCCACCUGCCCCUCCACGCUCACUUAACUCAGAACUUGCUGCUGUUUUUGACCCAAAGUCACGGCUGGGGUCGAGGGGGACAGAACAUUCCCAGUGGUGGGUCCUGAGCUCUGGGAAGACCUUCCUGUUCCUUUCAGAAGGCCUUCUUCCAUGACGGUUUUUUAGUCUGGACUGAAAACCCACCUUUACUCUUUGGCUUUCGAUUCUGUGGGAUAACUGGCAUUUGUUGAUGCUUUUUUCUGUUUUAACAGUGAUUAUUUUUUCUCUUUCUCAUUUUGGAUUUGACGCAUCUUGUCUUGUCUAUGGCCAUGUUUGUUCAGCACUUUGGUUGGCAUCACGUUGCCGUAUGUAAUAUAUUCCACUCAAAGACAUAAACAGUCAUCACCCCUGUGAUUAAAACAACCUCCUGCAGCAUUCAUUCUCACACAUGCAUGAAAAUACAUCAACCUAUGCACCAAGAUUAUCAUCUGUGUCACUUUCCACCACAGCCACCACCUAUCAAACCCAGUUAUUCCUCCCAGUGUCUCCUACACUCCACAUUUCCCAUGGAGUUGCCCUGCAUAAUCAUCUUCACGUCUCUAGAGAUCGUCGUGGCCACACUCCACUAUUUACAGACCUUUUCUGCCUCCUGUGGUGUUUCUCACCAUGGAGACGCAUGCAGACAGCGGCAGUGCAGAGAGAGGAAGUCCUGAAUUGGCCAACUAAACAACGUAAUGGCAUAGAGGCAGCAGAUGGCUCAGAUGAGCUACAAGACAGGAGGGUUGUCAGAAGGGUGGUGCGCAGAAGAAAAAACUGCAGAGGACAUGAAUGCAUUUGAGUGUUGGUGUGAACAGGCUGGGAAGAGGAGUUGCGGGGCUGUUUUGGUGCUUGCAUGCUAAAUUGCACCAACAGUUUGCUGCAGGAAUGCAGUAAAUAACAAUGUGGUGAAGCUUAAGUUGCAUCAUUUUAAACAUGAAUCAAAACAUAGGAAAAGGGACAAAAAGAAGAAGAAAAACACUCUCAAGUGUAAAACAGGAACUGAAAACACACGACAAAUUUCAACUGAAUUUAAAUUAAAUCCCACUUCAUUAUUUUAUAUUCAACAUCUGAAGGAGCGAUAAACACUUCAGCGUUGUUCCUCAGGGCUCUAUUCUUGGACCCCUUUAAUUUAAUUCAUAUAUUUUUCCCCUGGGUGACGUUUUAAAAAAACACCACAUUGACUACCAUUUAUAUGCAGACGAUUACCAAUUAUAUGCCUCUGUGAAGCCUCCUUACAGCCUCCUGUUGAAUGCUGCAACGAUGUGAAGAACUGGCUGUCUGAAAACUUUCUUUUGCUGAACGAUGCCAAGACAGAGGCUAUCAUUUUCAGCCCUAAGACUUCUCAAGUGGGUUGAAAACCCGUGUCACAAACUUAGGGGUUGUGAUGGAUGCUAAACUACAAAUGGACAUUCAUGUCAACCAGGUAGUUAAGACCUGUUUUUACCACCUGAGGCGUCUCUCUAAAGUUAAGCCCAUUUUAAAAAGGCGUCAUCUCCAUUCAGUUGUCCAUGCCUUCAUUACCUCCCGUCUCGACUACUCUAAUUCAGUGCUACACGGUAUCUCCUCCUCCACUCUCGCUCGCCUUCAGCUAGUGCAGAACGCAGCAGCUCGAUUCUUGACCAGGCAACGAGAACACAUCACACCGGUUUUAGCAAAUCUCCAUUGGCUCCCCCAUCCAUCUCCGGAUAGAGUUUAAGAUCCUGUUUUUUGUGUUUAAAUCCCUCAAUAACUUAGCACCUGGCUACUUGUCAGACCUCAUUCACCCUUAUGUCCCUACAAGAUCCCUCCGAUCAGCCAACCAGCACCUCCUCCAUGUCCCUAGCUCCCACUGUAAAUCCCGCGGGGAGCGCGCCUUUUCAGUUCGUGCACCUAAGCUCUGGAACCACGUGCCCCUCCUGAUCAGACUCUCGUCCUCUCUUUCCCUUUUUUAGUCUCGUUUAAAAACUCACUUUUAUUCUUUGGCUUUUAAUUCAGUCUAACUUAGUCUCUUUCUCCUUUUCUUUUCGAUUUGAAUUACUCGAUUUUAAUGGGUUCAGUUUUUAUUUUUGAUCGUUUUUAUUGUGUGUUUUUGUUGUGCCGUGUUUAAAUGUGCUAUAAAAAUAAACUUGGUUUGGUUUAGAAAAUUCAGUCCAAGAUCGCAAAUAAUUAUCUGCACAAGAAACAGCUGAGAGUAGACAUUCAACUUUAAUUCUCUAAUGUGAUGAAAUCAAAUCUCACGUAAACUCUUUCCAGGUGAAACUGUUUCAGUAUAUUUAAACCUUCCAAGCAUCUCUGGGUUUGUUUCCCCAAAAAGUACCAAAGUGUUAAAUGAAAAGUUUGCAAUUUUGACAUUAAUCACAUUUACAGAAUAUCUGUUAAUUGACAAGGAUUUAGUCGUAUGUGCUUUCUGCCGGACGACCUCCUUCAUGCACAAAAUGUUGCUGCACUCCGAGAAAAACCAGGAAUUGUCUCAGAUUUUUCCAAAAGUUUCUUCUUCUCCUCCUCUUUAACAGUAGAUGUGGGGGAUGGGUGGAGGUGGAGAGAGGAGAGCAGCAGACCACGUCAGAUGGCAGUGGGACGUCUUUGUGGAAGGAGCAGGGAAGGGAACAGUCCUGAAGAAAGGAGGACUGAAUGAGAGUUAGGGAAAGUGGUGCAGCGUCUCAGAACCGUUUCCUCUUCACCUCCAGAGUCUCCAAACAUCACGUCUCAGUCCUUCAGUGCUUUGUAGCUGUCGAGAAUGACCUUACCUCUAAGAGGGAAAAGCCAAGAAGAAGUACUGCUUGGAAAACAUCUGCCUUAAGAGGAUAAGAUCGGCAGCCCAUCUGGAUUUAAACCUUGCUGACCUUUUGGUUUCACGGGAGAGGAAUAGCGGAGCUUUGUCACAGGGAACAUUGAAAGACUGGAUUUGUUUCUUUUGAACUGGCGUUCUCAGAGGUAACGCCAUGUGCCACGUCAUUGUAACGUGCCGCUCCAUGCUGUGGACCUUGCUCAGCAUCAUUGUGGCCUUUGCGGAGCUUGUUGCCUUCAUGAGUCCGGAUUGGCUGAUAGGAAUUCCUCGGUUGGACCCCAACGGGAGCAGGAUGGAGGUGGACUUCAGGGGAUACCGGCCGUCUCUCGGCCUCUACAGCCGCUGUCUUCGCAUCGACGCCCGGGGCAUAGGGGUCAGCUGCGGGCCUUAUGCUGCGACUUUUGGGGAAGUGGCUAGUGGUUUUUGGCAGGCGGCCAUGUUGUUUCUGGCAGCUGGGACACUAGUGCUCGGGUGUGUGGCCUGCAUCUCCAUCUUCACUAUGUGUUUCCAGAGCAUUAAGAAGAAAAGCAUAUUCAACAUCUGCGGACUGCUCCAGGCCAUUGCAGGCCUGCUGCUGAUGGUGGGCCUGAUGCUGUACCCAGCAGGCUGGGGCUCAGAGAAGGUGAUCGGCUACUGCGGCCCCGAGGCGCUGCCGUUCUGGCCCGCUCUGUGCUCGCUGGGCUGGGCGUUCUACGCAGCGAUAGGAGGAACCGUUGCAGCAUUCCUGUGCUCGAUCCUGUCUGUACAGGCUGAGAUCGCAACUUCCAGCGAUAAGGUCCAGGAGGAGAUCGAGGAGGGGAAAAGUCUCAUCUGUUUGCUCUGAACUGGAGUGUGAGGAAACACCUUUUAGCGACGUUUCUUGGAUGUGCAUGUCUGGAAGGAGGACGUCCUGGAGGAAAUUCUUUUUUUUAUUGUCUGGAUAAAAGAUGAAAGACUAAAACUUGGGUUAAUGACUCUUCUUCUGGUUUAAAUCUCCUGUGUAGCACUGAUAAACAUUAUCAGUGUUUUUUUUUUUACAUUUAAAGAUUAAACUUAUUUUUUAGAACAUGCUGCCUUAGAGACUAACAUUCAGACAAACCACAGUCACUUUUUCCCAACUGAGUCGGGUUGAUCAGCUGCUCAGUGGGACUCUUGCUGCAUCCCGUCUGAGGAUGCUUUACGGUUUCUGCACAUUAUUUACCAAAUAAGCUGUAAUAACUUCCAUUAAGGGAUGUUUUCUUACAUAAAAUACUUUAUGUCCCACGGAUCACUCAGCUGUUCAUUUCAUAAAUCCAGAAAAUGAAUUAUUUUCACUUCUUACGUGUGUUCUUGCUGUGUCGCAUCUCUAAUUCCAUGCUGUAGUUCUUUUUUAAAACACAGAGCAGUUUUGUUUACCUGUUAACC
Nothobranchius furzeri (turquoise killifish) is the source of this 6229-nucleotide messenger RNA. Its product is annotated as LHFPL tetraspan subfamily member 2a protein. Lineage: Eukaryota; Metazoa; Chordata; Actinopteri; Cyprinodontiformes; Nothobranchiidae. Gene Ontology annotation, cellular component: membrane. The record is from RefSeq and is a predicted model, not a curated record.